AUGACAAAUUUGGAAGAAAUGCGUAAGGAAGUGGACCUCCUUCAAAAGGAGGUAGAGUUUCAAAAGAAUUUGGCUGACUACUGGAAAAGGCGGUGGAAACAAGAAUAUGCUGAGAAAAUUGAGUUGCUAUAUAAGAACAUAGAACUGGAAAUGAAAUACAAAGAAACUUCUCAUGCUGAUCAGGCCAUGACUUCUCGUGCGACUUGUGGAUACUGUGGUAAGCCCAACCACACAGAGAAUGAAUGUUGGAAGAAAUCGAAAAAGUGCUUGUAUUGUGGUAGCACUGAACAUCAGAUUUCAAGUUGCCCCAGUGCCCCUAACAAAAGGAAGAAAUACUCAGCAGCCAAUUAG
Molecule: messenger RNA, 351 nt
Organism: Coffea eugenioides
Lineage: Eukaryota; Viridiplantae; Streptophyta; Magnoliopsida; Gentianales; Rubiaceae
Exons: 1
Coding region: 1-351 (116 amino acids)
Molecular function (GO): nucleic acid binding; zinc ion binding
Source: RefSeq, a predicted model, not a curated record